AUACUUUGCAAUCGGAUUUAGCAAUAAGGAAAUACUCGUGGUUUUAGCCCAGAAUCACCAUAUUAUCAUAAGUUUCAAGACUUUGAAGAGACAUUGCAGUGAAUUUGGCCUAUUCAGAAGAAAACACCGUACAAAUUUGGAUGAGUUUGGUGAGAGCUUUUCUGCAUCAGGAACUACAACGCAAUGGACAGAUGGCGCCGCACCCGUGCGGCGACAAGCAGCAGUAGUAGUGUGUCUGUUGUUUUGUUUUAACGUGGAUUAAUCCGUGCGGAUGGUGUCUCUUUUUCUUACUAACUUUUAAUACGUGGAGUGAUCAUGGAUGUAAUCAGUGCUUUGUUUACGAGCAUUGUUGCACUUGGGACUGUCGUGAACUGUCAACAAAUCCAACAGCCUCGGAGAAUCCAAUAUAGUCGGGACUUUCUCAUCCAAUGUCGCAAAUCAGUUGCUGAGACUUUACCAGACACUUUUCCAGGAACUUUGCCCGGCGUUUUUCCGCCAGAGAUCUGUAAACGCGGAAAUGUUUGUUGGAGACGACAGGCUCCGGAUCGAGUGAGGAAGCGUGGCCGGAAAGGAGGAGUGCGACAGAGGCUACGGAGACUCGGGUUACGCCGCUUGCCAACUCCAUCUGUCAUCCUCGGGAACGCGCAGUUACUGAGGAAUAAAGUGGACGAAUUGCAGGCGAAUGUGAAGUGCCUAUCGGAAUACAGGAACGCCUGUGUGAUCGCAUUGACUGAAACCUGGUUGACCCAUUGACGCCGGGAAAACAUUACCGCAUUUCUACCAUUAAAGCCGGGAGCGCUGUUGCGUCACUCUACCAUUAAGGCCGGGACAGCGGAUAUGUCAUUUUGUAGUAUUUGUAUUUUUUUCCACCUAUUUUCGGUCUCUUUGCCAAUGAAAUGCAUCAGAAUACAUGCGGGAGUGUCGCAAUGCAACAUCGGACUUUUCCAGAACUUUGAAAUCAUGACGGAAGACGACUAUAGCGGAGGAGCUCAGCAGCAAUGCAGCUGUGGUGAAGCCGUCAGAGCUCAGUGAGUGCUCGUCCCUCCUCCUGCGAGCUCUGCUGCCUCGCUAUCUGGACAAGGAUCUGUACCCUGUUGUAACAGGUGGAGUUUCAGAGACACAGGAGCUGCUGAGGCUCAAGUUUGACCACGUGUUUUACACAGGCAGUGGCCAAGUGGGUAAAGUAGUGAUGGAGGCUGCAGCUCGCCACCUGACCCCGGUGACCCUGGAGCUGGGAGGGAAAAGCCCCUGCUACAUCGACAAGGACUGUGACAUCCGAAUCGCCUGCCGUCGUAUCACAUGGGGAAAGUUUGUCAAUUGUGGUCAGACGUGCAUCGCUCCAGACUUCAUCCUGUGUGAACCCUGCAUCCAGGGCCGAGUCGUAGACCGCAUCCGACAAACUCUACUGGAAUUUUACGGCGCUGAUCCCAAAUGCUCACCUGACUACGGCCGAAUUAUCAACCAGCGUCAUUUCAACAGAAUCAUGAGUCUGAUGGAGGGUUACACCCCUGUGGUGGGAGGACAGAGUGAUGCCUCGCAGCGCUACAUUGCUCCAACAGUUCUGAAGGACGUGCCCCCUCACUCCAGGCUGAUGCAGGAGGAGAUCUUUGGCCCCUUGCUUCCCAUAGUUACUGUGAGUGACAUGGAUGACGCCAUCCGCUUCAUCAACGAGAGAGAGAAACCUCUGGCGCUAUACAUCUUCUGCUCUGACAAGAAGGCAGCAAAAAAGAUGAUUGAGGAGACCACAAGUGGGGGAGUGACGGUUAAUGAUGUCAUGAUGCACUACACUCUCAGCUCCCUCCCAUUUGGUGGUGUUGGUCAGAGUGGUAUGGGUGGUUACCAUGGGAAACACACCUUUGACCGGCUCAGCCACCAGAGGGCGUGCCUGGUUCGCAGUCUGAACAUGGAAAGUGUCAACCUGUCCCGGUACCCUCCUCAGGACCGCCGGCGGGCGCGGAGGGUGCGGAUGGCCCUCAAGUCGCCCCUGAUCGACAUGUCGAAGAGGACGCUGGUGUGGGCCAUCGUAGCCACCAUCAUCGGCAUCAUCCUGUUCAUCGCCCUGAUGGUCAUCCUGCUCAUAGCUGCAGGUCUCAACUGUACCUGCUGGUACUGGAGAGGCUUUUAUAACUGGUAACACUCCGUCGGUAAAAUCUGUGCCUGCUGCAAUCCACUCCACGUUAAGAGCACCUGAGCAUCAUUUGAAUCCUGUUUUGUAUUCAGAUAAUUUAAAGAUACAAAUAAUACUCUAACUUUUAUAAUGAUGUGUGUCUAUUUUGUAUCAGAUUUCCUUCAGCGAUGAGACAAACAAGCUGAAACACCGUCCAAAAACACUCAAUUUCUGCUCUGAAUUCUCCUUUACUGAAGGUUAACACUGAAUGAAGGAAAUGUUUAUUCUGCUUGUUGUUCCAGAAUAAAAAAAAUGUUGAUAUAUUA
Centropristis striata (black sea bass) is the source of this 2433-nucleotide messenger RNA. Its product is annotated as aldehyde dehydrogenase, dimeric NADP-preferring-like. Gene Ontology annotation, biological process: aldehyde metabolic process. The transcript has 8 exons. Gene Ontology annotation, molecular function: aldehyde dehydrogenase (NAD+) activity. NCBI's taxonomy places the organism in Eukaryota, Metazoa, Chordata, Actinopteri, Perciformes, Serranidae. Bases 1190 to 2134 code for a protein of 314 amino acids. Gene Ontology annotation, cellular component: cytoplasm. The record is from RefSeq and is a predicted model, not a curated record.